This is a messenger RNA of Closterium sp. Naga37s-1, 2070 nucleotides long. NCBI's taxonomy places the organism in Eukaryota, Viridiplantae, Streptophyta, Zygnematophyceae, Desmidiales, Closteriaceae. The record is from the annotation of a GenBank genome assembly.
AUGUGCGAGGCCGGCGAAGGUACUCUGCUGGAAUCGCUGAAAGUGAAGGGGGCCAAAAUUCCACCACAGAGUGAGCAGCAGCAGGAGGACGAGGGUGAGAGCGACGACGUAGUUGAGGUCGAUCUCGACACCAAGGUUAAAGAUAUAUCAGCGGAGCAGGCUAUCCAUGCCGCCCAGAUCAACAGCCUAAUGGAAGACGUGGAUAAUCUGAAAGACUCAGCUUACAAGGGGUUCAAACUGCCUAUGGCUGCACUAGAGGGUUUGAUCAGGCCUGAAGCCGGCGACUCCACCGCUGCAGCCCCACCGCCGGCGGGUACGGUCGGAGCAUCUGUAGUAGCUCCUGGCACAACAAAAGGUGCUCUUCACACCUCUGCUAGUGGUCUGUCACUUGCGCGUAGACCACUUUUCGGCGAGCUUCCAGGAUUCGUGCAAGCCCAGGGAGCCACAUCCGAGAAGAAAAGGUUUGGGGCGGGUGACACAGGUCCCGCAGCCGGCGCUUCAUCCUCCGCGGCAGAUCAGGCGGGUGCUGCAGCAUAUGUUUCUACAGCAGCAGCGGGUCAGCCAGGUGCCUCUGUCCGUGCUCCUCCUGCAGGAGCGGGUCAGCCUGGUGCCUCUGCCGUUGCUCCACCUGCUGGAUUGGUUCAGCAAGGUUCCUCUGCCGGUGCGGGUCCAGCAGGAGCGGGUCUGCCUGGUGCAGCAGCCUGCGUUUCAACAGCUGCAGCGGGUCUGCCAGGUGUAGCGGCCGUUAUUCCAACAGCAGCAGCGGGUCAGCCAGGUGCAGGGUUCGGUGUUUCAACAACAGCAGCGGGUCACCCACUUGCAGCAGCCGUUAUUCCAGCAACAGCAGCAGCGGGUCAGCCAAAGGCCGCAGCAGGUGUACCUACAGCAGCAGUGUGUCAGCCAGGUUCUGCAGGCGUUGCACGUACAGCAGCUGCGGUGCAGCCAUGUGCGACAGCGGGUGCUCCAAAGGCGGCAGCGCAUCAGCACGGACCCGCCACGGGGGUUGCUAUCAACGCGGGCGUUGUACGGCCUGGAGACGACUGCUGGGAUAUAUUGGGACCGGGGUCGGAUCUCACCAACUUUCCGCAGUGUGUGCAGGUCCAUGAUGCAACAGGGUCGCAAGCAGCUGCAUGGACAUCAGGAGAACAGCUGUUUGUGCCCCCGGGUUUUCCACCCGGGAUGCAUCUCCAGGGAUUUCGGGCACCAGGAGCGGGGGGGUUUGCUCCACACGGAGGUGGUGUUCAGCCGGGAGCAUAUGCACAUGGCGCGCCACCAGGGCCUAUAGGCCAUGCUCUGCAUCGUCCCAACUUGCUCUUCCACGGAUCUGGACAUCCAACCUCUGCCGUGCAUCUGCCGAUGUCGUCGCACGGCCCCGGUGUGCAGGAUCCAGUUGCUUUCCUCGUCGCUGCAGAGGCGCUCGACAAUGGCAGCAACCUACCUGGCCACUCCUCCUCAGCACCUCGUGGGACUCUAUUGAACAUGCUCUCCGGCUUCGCGCAGCCACCGCAACAGGUUCUGCCCUCCCCUGCUGCCUCCUCGUGCGCCGUGCCAUCGACCCAGGUUGGGGAGGAGGAGGAGGCCGCCAGCAUAAAUUACACGGGGGUCACCAAGAAGAAGGGUAAGAACGAGUGGGUGGCUAGGAUUGUCCUCGACCGCUCUUCCAAUUCUCUUAUUGUCAUCAGCAGUCACUUUCAAACUGAGGUCGCCGCGGCUAGGUCAAUAGCCGCAGCGUCUCAUGUGAUGUUCGUCGACAAUCCCACGAGAGGCGAUCUCAUCCCCUUGACGGACGUCGACACCGCAAAGUUACAAGGGUGUACGGCUCAACAGUGUGAUCUGAUGGUCCGGAUGAAGUUCUGGCACAAGUGGGAGCAGUGGGCGGAGUAUUGGCCUGCUGCUAAGGCUAAGUAUGACGAGAAAGAGCGAAGGGCGGCGUUGAAGCGAGCGGCAUUAGAUAGGAGCUUGGGGCAGCCUGACGGUCGGCCCGACAAAAAGGCCAGAACGGACGGUGAAGGCCCGUCAGGAGGGGUGACGGGAGAUAACCAUGAGGCUGUGGGAUCUAAGGAUGAGUAG